Molecule: messenger RNA, 1239 nt
Organism: Dimorphilus gyrociliatus
Lineage: Eukaryota; Metazoa; Annelida; Polychaeta; Dinophilidae
Source: the annotation of a GenBank genome assembly
GUAUUUUUAUAGACGUUGAUUUCCGGUCACAGAAUGGAAGUUCCAGAACCCGCCAAAAUUGAAGGAGAUUUAUCAAAGAGUUCUGAGUAUGCGAAGGGAGAUACUGGAGUCAAUUCGAUUGCGAAAAAAUCUAAAGCAGAAGGAAAACAGGAAGAUAAAGCGGCUUCAAAUACAAGCGAAACUAAACAAGAGGACAAUGUACCAAAAGAUGAUAAAAAAGUAACUGGAGUGGAAAUUGAAGAAGUUAAAAGUCCAACAACGAAAAAUGAGUCUGAAAAAACUGAUAAGCCGUUAAAAGACGAAGCUGAGAAGCCUAAGUCCCCUCGUAAACGUAAAUCGACUCGGGAGGUUAAAAGUAAUGAAAGUGACAAUGACAUUGGACCAGGACUCUUGGAGAGACCUGUUGUUAUAGAAGGGAAACGAGAACGCAAGCAAGUAGAAAGAAUAUCCUAUCAACAAUCACCUCAAAAGGAGCAUAAAAUAGAAAUUCAUGUAGGAAAAGGCACAAAAUUACGCGAAAUUCCAAGAAUAGAGCUUGAGUUUUCAAAGCAUAAGGCCGAAGAAUUAAGAACUCUCCAUAACUUUCUGUUUAAUAGACUUGUAAAUUCAAAACUAAUCAAAAGAAAUAUUUUACAAUUUUCUGGAUUUGGUUUCAAGAAAGAGGAUCCAGAAUUUAAGAGAAAGCGUGAUAGAUUAAACAAAUUGACAAUGGCCCAAAUGAAGGUGUUCUGUAAAGUACUUGAUAUCGAAUAUGCUAAAACAAAAGAAGAUUUCGUCAAUAAAAUAAUAGAUUUUCUUAUGUGUCCUAAAGCCUCUGGAAAAGCUAUCCCCAAAUCAGCAAAAAAAGGAAGCAGAUCAUCGACUACUAAAAAAAAAGCGGAUGCUGGGUCAUCUGAGCCCUCUCCUAAAAAAAGUAAGAAGGAUACACCAAAAAAAGAAAAAGCAACAAAGAAGUCCAGCAACGAGACAAAAAAUAAAGGAAACGCAUCAUCUAAGAAUAGUAACGCAAAGAAAGCAAAGAAGGCAAAGAGCAAAGCAACUCCUGCUAAGAAAUCUAAAGGACAACCCCCUACCGAUCAUCAAUUGACAGAAGAUAUUAAGAAGAUUUUAGAGACAGCCGAUUUAGAGAAAAUCACAAUGAAGAAAGUUUGUGAAACAAUUUAUGAUAAAUAUCCAGACUACGACCUUACAUCUCGAAAAUACUUUAUCAAAUUGUCUGUAAGAGAAAAUUUGAAAUGA